AUGACAAGAAAGGCGGUAAAAGGAAGCGUGAUAGCUGAUCUCCUGACAAAAAACCCAAUUGAUGAUUAUGAGGCUUUGGAUUUCGAAUUCCCAGACGAGCAUAUUAAUGUAAUAAGCAGCAAUGCUAAGGGGCAAGAUGAUGUGUGGGAGAUAUAUUUUAAUGAGGCAGUUAAUUUAUCUGGUAAUGGGAUUGGGGCGGUACUAGUAUCCCUAGAAGGGAAACAUUUCCCGAUAGUUGUUAAGCUAAAGUUUGACUGUGCCAACAACGUGGCAGUGUACGAAGCUUGCAUGAGUGGUUUACAAGUUGCCAUUGAAAUAAAGAUAAGGAAAUUGGAGGUGUAUGGGGAUUCAGCUUUGAUCAUUUAUCAAGUCAAAAAAGAAUGGCAGAUUAGAGAGCCAACACUGAUCCUAUACCAGAAGUAUCUCCUUGAGUUGAUAAAGGAAUUUAAAGAAAUCUCUUUCACUCAUCUGAGCCGUGACAAGAACUAA
This is a messenger RNA of Hevea brasiliensis (rubber tree), 489 nucleotides long. RefSeq lists its product as uncharacterized. The transcript has a single exon. The record is from RefSeq and is a predicted model, not a curated record. Gene Ontology annotation, molecular function: nucleic acid binding; RNA-DNA hybrid ribonuclease activity. The coding region runs from base 1 to 489 and encodes 162 amino acids. Lineage: Eukaryota; Viridiplantae; Streptophyta; Magnoliopsida; Malpighiales; Euphorbiaceae.